Telopea speciosissima is the source of this 1939-nucleotide messenger RNA. Its product is annotated as probable inactive purple acid phosphatase 27. Bases 8 to 1939 code for a protein of 643 amino acids. The transcript is spliced from 12 exons. Gene Ontology annotation, molecular function: acid phosphatase activity; metal ion binding. Lineage: Eukaryota; Viridiplantae; Streptophyta; Magnoliopsida; Proteales; Proteaceae. The record is from RefSeq and is a predicted model, not a curated record.
GGGAAUCAUGAUUUCUCUUCUAUCCUUCAAUUUCACUUCUUUCUUUUUCUUAUUUCUUUUCAUGUUUGGUUCAUCAUCAGCAAGAACAGUGUCAUUCUCAUCUUUUUCUUCUUCAGCUUUUCAGAUUAAUAGGUCUAUAGCAGAAUUUCAAGGUCACAGUGCAAUAUCAGAUUUUCGGUUAUUGAACAGAAGAUCUUUAGUGAAUUGUGAUGAUCCAAAUCCAUAUCUUCAAAUCAAUAUCAAUUCAGUUGCAGGGUCUGGACUUUUGAAUGAGCAAUAUGUAACAGUCACUGUUAGUGGAGUUUUAGUACCUGCAGAUUCUGAUUGGGUUGCCAUGAUCUCACCUUCUUACUCCAAUGGCACAGAUUGUCCUCUAAAUGAGGCAAUGUACCUUCAGACUGGAGAUACUAGUAACCUUCCUCUUCUCUGCCAUUAUCCUGUGAAGGCUCAAUACGUGAAGAACGAUCCAAAUUAUCUUGGUUGCAAUAAUGUCGUAUGCCAAGAACACCUUGGUGACAUAUGUGUAAUGAAAACAUGCAGUGGUUCAUUAACAUUUCAUGUCAUUAACAUCAGAACUGAUAUAGAGUUUGUGUUCUUCACUGGGGGAUUUGAUACUCCUUGCAUUUUAAAACGAACAAGCCCUGUGAGCUUUGCUACUCCAAAUACCCCUUUGUAUGGUCAUCUCUCAAGUGUGGAUUCAACUGCACAAUCAAUGAGAUUAACAUGGGUGAGUGGAGACCAAAACCCUCAACAAGUUCAAUUUGGGAUUGGAAACUCUCAAACAUCACAAGUUACUACUUUUACACAAAAUGAUAUGUGCAGUACUGUGACACCAAGCCCAGCCAAGGAUUUUGGAUGGCAUGACCCUGGCUACAUUCAUACUGCACUCAUGACUGGACUUCAACCUUUAACAACUUACUCCUACAGAUAUGGAAGUGAUUCAGUUGGUUGGAGUGAUCAAAUUCAAUUUUGGACACCACCUGAAGGAGGAUCAACUGAGCUUAGAUUCCUUGCAUUUGGGGACAUGGGGAAGGCUCCCCAUGAUGCCUCUGUUGAGCACUACAUUCAGCCAGGAUCAAUAUCAGUUACAGAUGCCAUAGCCCAAGAAGUUGCAUCAGGCAAUGUCAACUCCAUUUUCCAUAUUGGAGACAUCAGCUAUGCGACAGGCUUCUUAGUGGAAUGGGAUUUCUUCCUCCAGCAAAUAGUCCCACUAGCAUCUCAUGUUUCCUACAUGACUGCAAUUGGAAACCAUGAGAGAGAUUAUAUAGACUCUGGAUCAGUAUACAUAACUUCUGAUUCAGGUGGAGAAUGUGGAGUAGCUUAUGAAAUCUAUUUUCCUAUGCCUACUAUUGCUAAGGACAAGCCAUGGUACUCCAUAGAACAAGGCCCGGUUCAUUUCACUGUGAUUUCUACUGAACAUGAUUGGACCUCAAACUCAGAACAGUACCAAUGGAUGGAAAUGGACAUGGCUUCUGUUAACCGUUCAAGAACUCCUUGGUUAAUUUUCAAUGGACACAGACCAAUGUAUUCUUCCGUAUCAGGAGUACUUCCAAGUGUAGAUCCAUUUUUUGUAGCAGCUGUAGAGCCUUUACUAAUUGAUUACAAGGUGGAUCUAGCUCUAUGGGGCCAUGUCCAUAACUAUGAAAGAACGUGUGCCGUUUAUCAAAAUAACUGCAAGGCCAUGCCUACGAAAGAUGCAAAUGGGACUGAUACAUUUGAUAAUACAAAUUACAGUGCUCCAGUUCAUGCAGUUAUUGGUAUGGCAGGAUUCACACUGGACCAGUUCCCUAGCAAUGCUACAGCUGCUAGUUGGAGUUUAGUUAGGAUUGCUGAAUUUGGAUAUGUAAGAUUUCAGGCAACAACGCAAGAGUUAAGUGCUGAGUUUGUGAGUGCAAGCACCACGAUGGUUGAAGAUCGCUUCCACAUCAUCAAAAGUUAA